Osmerus eperlanus (European smelt) is the source of this 6472-nucleotide messenger RNA. RefSeq lists its product as uncharacterized. Bases 349 to 5079 code for a protein of 1576 amino acids. The record is from RefSeq and is a predicted model, not a curated record. The transcript is spliced from 8 exons. Gene Ontology annotation, biological process: negative regulation of DNA-templated transcription. NCBI's taxonomy places the organism in Eukaryota, Metazoa, Chordata, Actinopteri, Osmeriformes, Osmeridae.
UCCUGGUACUUUUCACCGUUGUCAAGGCAGCUAAAGGGAGAAAGGCUGGCUCGCGGAAAGUAGCUGCAGUGUCCUGACAGAAUAUCUGUCCAAACGUUAAACAAACUGUCCCGGAAAGUUAGGUGUAACUACCAGGCCUUUACUCUACCUGGGUAAAAUCAAAGAUGUGGCAGGCGUUUAUCCUGGAGAGCAACUGACCCCCAACGUCACAGAGGAUGCUGCUGAGAUGCCUGAGGUUGUUAAUGAUAUCAAGUCCAGGACUACGUUGGACUAAGAACAGAGGGAUGCAUGAAGACCUGCCUGUGAAUCCAUGGUGAAAAACCAAGACAGAAAGACCAAGAAGCCAACAUGCCAUCCAGUAACGAGAGGGGAGGGGCUGGGAGCCCACGCUCUCAGCGCUAUCGGCCGGCCGCAGAGUUUGAUGACGCCACCCUGGCCCAGAAGAGAGAGUACUGGAGGACCAAGAAGCGAGAGCAGAGAGCCAAGCUAUCGGAGAGGAGAGGGAAACCAAAGGUGUCUAAUAGAGAGGUCAGCAAUGCGUUGAAUUCCAAUGCGUCCCGCACCAUAGCAGUCGCUGGACCCCCCUUGUUGAACAGUGAUGGCUCCUACCAGACAGAGGUAGCCAAUGCAUCUGGCAUUCCGUUCCGGGGAAAGGGGGAGGCAGAGCAUACGGACACGGCAUGUCAAAACCAAAAGGAGAGGUGGUUUCAGAGGAUAAAACUAAACAAAGUGUUGCCUCAGUUCCCAGCAUCAAACCCGGGCCCGAACAACCAACCGCAAGGAGCUGCUGUCAACAGACCCGUCAUGUCAGCCAAAUCCAAUGGAGCUCUCCUCAACCAUGCCUCCUCAGUGCCUCAGGUCAGAGUCACCACCCUCCCCUCUGUCUCUGCACCUCGCCAGCUGCAGGGUGGAACCAGAACCCUCAACGGCAGCUCUCCUGGGGGCUCAACCCAGCCGAACCUGGCAACCUGGGAUGCAUCAGGGCCAAAUGUGUUGAACAAGACUCCAGCUACAGUGCACAUUCAGCCCAGACUGUUUAAGGCCAACAUUACAACAGGAACGAACAUGGGAACCUCUCAUUUUGCCUCCGUCCUCAUGAACAGACCAGUGGAACGGGGGGCAAACGCAACACAGCUGGCUGGCAAAAAGACUAUCUUGGGUGCAGCCUUCAGGGACAAAGGCAUGAGUGAGAAGACGGAGGAGGAGAGAGCCGCCAAGCGGAGAGAGCAGUGGCGUAUCAAGAAGAGAGAGCAGAGGGCCAAGCAGGCAGCUAAAGUAGCCACGGCCAGGGAGAAGACACCGAACGUGGCGCCGCAAAAAGCAAGACAGUUCGUGAAGGUGGUUCUCGAGCGUCCCUCGACGGUUUUGAACAGAGAAGGCCAAUGGCAGUGUUUUGGUAGAGCCAGGACUCCCCUUACGACAGCUGGACGCUUGCUGAAAAAUGCCAAAGCGGUGGCUGCGUCCAACGCUGUGCCCCGACAUGCUAAUGUCGCGAUUAAAAAAGAGGCUAGUGAUUUACCCUCGGGCUUGGCUAAGAUAACCACAACAACCAACAACGUGAACCGACAGUCAGUUCAAGUGAAAGUAGAAAAUCCGUCGGAAGUGCAGACAACCGCGCACACAGCCGCCACCGCUACUACCGGCCACAAUAGAGCAGGUGGAGAUCCCAGCAGGAGACUUGGUGGGCACGUGACGUUCUCCCACGUCAACCGAGGGAUGGUCCGCUCUCGGACGCCGAGACAGAGGUUCAUCGAAAUCCAAAGGACUUUUCUUGGUCAGAGGAACAUAAGGGCGAGGUCCCCGUGCCUCUCCACAGCCUUCAUCCCCAGCAGGCCUCCCAGGGAGGACCCGUUUGAGACCCCCGAGCAGAAGGCGGCCAGGAGACGGGAAUACUGGCGCGUCAAAAAGCGCGAGCAGAGAGCUAAGCUGACGGUGGAGGUGAAAGCCAAGAUGAAGGAGAAAGACGCGCUCAUGAGGAGAGUGAAACGCUACCAGAGCAUCCUGCAGGACAUGAGGAAGGCUCGAGCCGCCGGCUGCUACUCUCUGUCGCAGCCAAUAGGAAGCAGCCACGCCAGCGCCUCGGAGACGAUCGGAGGGUUCAUCAAAGAGGAUGGCACCGUGACGAUUCCACACAUGACUCUUAAAACAUCGGAGAAACCCGAGGGAGGGGAAAGCCAGAAUGCUUUAAGAAAUGUGGCGUUGGGAAGUCAGAUGCGGGCCCACCCACCGCCCCCUCCGCUCCGCCCUGCUCAGGUGAAAGUCUCCUGUCCUCCCCUCGGCCUGUCGGUCACCAAGCCUCCCAGGCUUCUCUCCAUCAGACCGAGGACGGACCUCCAAACCCCCCCGAAGAACCCCGCCGGCUCGCACACCUUCGUCGUUCAACCGACCACUCAGAUCACGCUCAGCCACCCACAAAAUGUCCUGAACGCUUUCCCCACCGUGUCUUUGAUGGGGGCAAAGCCGGCUAGCUGCGUCAUGCAGAUGGCAGUUACAAGCUCCAGACCGAUAGCAGCGCCGCCUAAUCCGGGGCCAGAGCUGAGUGAGGAGGAGAGGAUGGCAAAGAAGCGAGAGUACUGGAGGGUGAAGAAACGAGAGCAGCGGGCCGCUCGCGCCGCCAGGCUCAAGCAGGGGCUGGGACACGGGAGGGCUAGUAUAACGCUGCAGAGGAGACGCAACCAAAGGCCCAAGCCUGUGAGACGUACUGCGGUGACCAACACCAAAUUAAAUAUCCAGUCUCCUGCCAAUGCCAGUUCAUCUACCCCCACAAAGAAAACGGCGAUAAAGCAAGAAAUAAUCUCAGCAAAUGAUCCAAUUCUGAAAUCCGAGCAAACUGCUUCUGUAGAUGUCAAACCUCCGCCUUCAUCUCUUCUGCCAACUCAGGAGGCUCAGCCAGAGUCUGACCCAGCCUUAAGUGCCGACAGCCAAGCUACAACCCUCCUAGCUGUGGCAUCCAUGAAGAAGCUCCUGGAAGAAUCCCUCAGCAAUGUGACCGAGUCUAAAAGUCAACAGACGGAUGAACUUAACAAGACACUUCCUUGUAAAACGGAACCACAGACUUACAUAACAGAAGAUGGUUCCGAGCUGGAGAUGAAGCCACGUAUACCUCUGCUGUCCCUGGGAGAUGAGGAGGAGGAGGAGGAGGAGGAAGAGAAGGGAUCCACAGCUGGUGAUCUUGCCCUUGGCGACAAAUGUUGGCAGGCGAACCCUGUAACCCCUCCGUCCUGCCAGGCAAACACCAGUCCACCAAACCCCGAUGUGAAGGUCUCCCCCUCGUCCAGAGAUCCUCCUCCUCUCAACCCCUCCUGCACAGAGACCCCUUCCCUCCGCAUCCCGCCCAACACUUUCCCUUCGAGUGAGGCACCCCCUCACGCAACGUCAUGUACCUCCGGCGACCCACAGCCACCCUUCCCUCGAAGGGCCCAGAGACUACGGGACAAGAAAGCCGGCCAGCACCACUGCUGCUCCCCCGGGCCCUCGGAACCCCCCAAGCUGCACCACCCUCCUCUACUCCAACAACAACAACAACAACAAAACACAAGUAAACAAGAGCAUGGCGGUAAACAGCAGUCACCAUUGUCUGUGCCCGAGCAGAGCCCGAGCCUUCAGAAGAAGAGAGAGUACUGGAGGCUGAUGAAGAGGCAGCAGAGAGCCAGGUCCAAGGCCCGGCAGAGAGAAGGUUUCAAGCAGGGAGACUACAGCAGACGACUGGCCCUCAAAGCAGCACAGACUCCUAAUGCCCUCAUUAUCAAGAAUUCAAAGCCAGUACAGAAAGCCCUUCAAGCCCCACUAACUCUCAGAGCCAAUGCCUCCCCCAUCUUGCAGCCCAUAUCGUCCCCUGUUUCUGGAGCUCACGCCAGCCUAACCGCUGUCACCAACAUCCCUACUCUCCUGGUAGUCAGCCCCACAGUGGCCAACGCUGGACAGCCACCUGAUACACUGCAGGUCAAACCCCCCAUUGUGUCUAGUCCACCUCAACAGGUUCAUGUAAAAAUAGGAACCUUACAGGCAUCUCCUAGUUUGAGCCCUGUUUCACUUCCUGUAGGCGCCAGGGUCGCUGUCUCUCCACUGCGUGAGAGAAAAGAUGGCAUGUUAAUAUUGGUGGAGAACAAACAGGAAGCAGCUCCGGGUUCCAACCCCGAUUCGCCGCACGUCCGAAAAUGGAGCCUGCAAGUGCAGGACGUCGCCAACCCCGAUAUCCCAACCCUCACCCCUCCCGCCAAUCCUCUCGCCAGCAUCAAACUGCUGCCCAUUGAGCCACGUCCCUCUUUCAAACUCGCUGUUACAUCCACACCCGGUUCAGUCAAGUCCCCCUGUGUGCUAAAUCCCCAAAGUGGGAAAACGCACUCUCCCGCCAUGUCGUGGCUCCCCAUUACCACCAUGGGUCCCCCCAAGCCGAUACCUGGGGAGUCGGAGGAGGAGACACUGAGGAGGAAGAGGGAGUACUGGAGGGUGAAGAAGAAGGAGCAGAGAGCCCGGAAGGCCAUGAGGGACAGGGAUCUAUCCCAGAAGAGGGCCUCCUCUAACUGGAAGCCCCUUCUCCCCGCUCAGGACCAGCUGGAGACACAGGAACAAUAUUCCAGCCAGUGGAUCAAUACUUCAGAAGAGAGUGACUUCAUUCUGAGUACCUCCACUGAAACAGACUUGGACUACUUUACUAACUUGGACCACACAGCACCCAUAGAAGAUGAAGCAGACGUCCUCUUUCCCGACGACGAAGACAACAUGGACGACUGUGAGAUCUCCGAGGGCGUGUGGAGGCACCGCUACCUCAUGGACCACGAUCCCCUCAACCAGCUGCUGGUGUGCAUGGUGUGCGGAGACCUCCAGUACUCCCACAGCGUGGAGGGGGUCACGGCCCACAUCGAGGAGGCCCACCCAGAGACGCUGGGCCUGGGGGUCCCGGAGCGCAGGCGCAUCCUGGAGGCCUGGGACGAGCAGGUGUCCCGCAGGGAGCGCUUCUUCACCAGCCAGCUGCAGCAGCACGGAGCCCCGCUGGAAGGAGACAGUACAAACCUCCCAGCAGAAAUUGAAGUAAUGGCGGACCCAGACGCCAACACCAAAGCUACCAAGAGGCCAUGAGAGCAAAGCACAAACGACUAAAGGACAGUCCGACAGCAUUCACCAACCAAGGAGACGAGAUGAGGAACAGAAAACAUGAAUGCUUUUGUUUUUUUGUUUUUAUUGUUCACCCCCAAGGGGUCAGCUUGAAACUGUUGGGAAUGCAAAACCACAAGACACAAGUUUUACCUCAUUAUCUUUCACUGAUAAACACAUGCUCGCACACACACACACACACACACACACAAUAAGUACACAAACAAUAUAUGCUUGUGUACACCUCCUGUACUCUUUCAGGAUCACACCUAAGGGCAAAUAGCUGACCUGGAAAUCUGCCUUCUGUGCUUAGCAGUUGCAUCUUGUUAUUGCUGGGUUCUGUCUUAGAAAUGGACUGGUAUACUACAACAGAUCUUCAUUUGUUUCUUCCUUACUAAAUACUUCAUAUAGUUUCAUUUUAUUGAACAUGUGUAUUUAACAUGUCUGACUAGAUAUUUGACUUUGUACAAAGUUUUUACUGCAAGAAUUGCUUGUCAGGUCCAAGACCUUCCUUUUAGCCCCUAACAAUGGGGUUCUUGCAUGAGGGUAUUUUAUGUGAAUAAUAACUUUCUUUUUUUGGCCAAUAAUGUGCCACACUGUACCCACAACACUGAAUCUUCAACAUACUUUGAAACUUUUUGUAUACUCUUAACUUUAUACUGUAAUGAUUAUUAAGGGGUAGGGUUACAAGAACCCUCAUUGACACAUUCUAUUAUUUUUGUAAUUGUGAUUUCAUUGGAAUGAUUAGAAAACUGUACUGUAUGUCUGCACUGUAAAUAUUACACAAAAUAUUAAGUUAUGUUAAAAAUGACAAUACCCUUUCAACAUAUUAUUUGAUUGCCUAAAACAAUAAGCCUAUCAAGCUAUGAUAUUGUUCUUCUUACAGUUUUAUAUUUCCCAUAUUUUCUGUGUACACAAUCGCUUCAAAUGUCUGUCUAAACAAUCAGUCUGUGGAACUGUUUUACGGUUUGUAACGGUCAUGUUUUUUCCUAUACCUUAUUAAGCAAUCAGAUGCUACAGAUCUGAAUAUUUUCUGUCAAAAUGCCAGAUCCAAAGGCCUGCUAGUAUAGGAGCGAGUCCUUACAGGCUGAGUGAUCGAAGAACGGAACACAUUCCUAGUUUGUUUUUGUAACCCCCCAUGAAAAAGAUCCUGUCCACUUCAGCACAAAACUCAACUGUGCCUGUAGGGGCUAAGAAAUGCAUUUUAAACAGAAUGUAUGUUAUUUAAACCUUAUCAUGUAUAGCCAUUGUUAACUGUAAAUGAUCUGACAAAUGUGUUUUUGAGAAUGUACUUCUUGAAUCAAUUCAUUGGUCAUCUGUUUAAAAAUGGAAUGUUCCUUUUGCCUUUUUUUCGGUACUAUUAAAACCUUUUUGUACC